This is a messenger RNA of Coregonus sp. 'balchen', 21766 nucleotides long. Lineage: Eukaryota; Metazoa; Chordata; Actinopteri; Salmoniformes; Salmonidae. The record is from the annotation of a GenBank genome assembly.
AUGUCAGGCAUUUUUGACGAAACAUUUCAUGUUUUGUGUACCAUCAGCCUUGCAAAAUACAAGAAGGUAGAAUAUUUUUAUUCUACAAUUUCUAACCAAAUCACUGUCCGUCCGGAAUCGUAGCCUUUCCAUGAUUUCUAGAGGCUAUUUAUAAGGAGGCAAUGCUUCUCGACCAAUACCAAUGACAUCUAUGCUGUGACCGCAGCGAAGGAUAGGCUAGUUGUAAAAAUACCAUAAAGACAUUUGGACAAUGUCCUCACGAAUGCUUUCACGAUAAACCUGUGUGAUUGAUUCUGAAUGCUGCGGCGAGAGAAGGCUAAUUCUGGAGUUUUUGGCACCAGCGGAUGCUGCACAGAAGAAUGGGAUACUCCGACCCUACGUCGGGUAGAGAUUUACUCGGCAAUAGGUCGCUUUGUUUUAUAUUCAUUUGCGCAUUUGGACUGGUUACACUUUUACAACAGAUUCUUUAUGGCAAAAACUACAUUAAAAGGUAAGCGCUCUGAAAUAUAUUCCACAAGUAGCCUAUAGGCCCAAAUCAAAUAAUUUGCCAUUCAUCUGAAGAUGAGGUUGCAAGACUCAAUUGUUAACAAUUGCAUAAUGUUGAAAUGUAAGGGACAGCCUGAUAUUUUUUUCAAUUUUGUGAAGCAAAUGGCUCUGUUAUUGUUAUAAUUGUAGGCAUGUAAUACUGUCAUUAUUGUAAUUCAGUGUAAAUGUGGGUGUAUCCUAGUGGUUAUAGUAUUUGCUGCAUGGAGGGGGAAAUAAGCUAAAUGGCUGAAAAGAACAAUAGCAAUCAGCCUUCCAUUUUUCCAGUGGCAUAUUGAAACUAUUCUCAUGAGAUUUAUGUUGGAUAUUUUUCUGAAAAUGAAGCAUCACAUUCAUGCCAUACACAGUGCUCCAGCUGUAUGGUCGUGUACUCCCUUUCUUUCCUUUUUUAAUCUUUAUUUGAUUUUCAGUUUCAGCCUUACUGGUCAUGCAUCUUCUUACAUAAGGCUUGGAUAUCUGCUGAUAGCCUAUCUGCUGAUAUCACAGUAAACUAAAAAACUACAAUCUAUUGAUGCAGUUUAUUGAUCAGUAUUUUUCACUAAAUGUUCAUAAUUUCUACAUGUUUUGUCACAGGGGUUAUUGUCAUAUUCAAUAGUAAUUUAGCUACUACCCUGUAGGCUUCAAUGCACACAUAGCCAUGCACUGUUGCAGCAAUGCAUUCCUACAAUGUUUUGUAACACCUCUGCAACAGCAAUAUGUUUUCUAAUAGGGACUCAACCUUUUCUUAUGCAAUGUAUUUUUGCUAAUAGCACCCAUAGUGAAAUAUGUUAUUAUUAAUCACUGGAAGGCAUUGACUUCUGCAUUAUCAUCUUCUGGGAUGUUUUUCAUUGUGAGACGAGCAGAUACUGAGAAGCUGAGAUAUUUUCAUCUUUAGAUAAUUGACCCCCCCCCCCCCCCCCCCCAAUUUUUUUUUUUAAAGAAAAGAAGAACGAUUGUCACACUAAAUCUGCCCCCCCUCUCAGACAGUGCAUUAUGACUUUGCCUUACAACAAACAUACAUGAACUGCAUUCUAACUGUGCUCCCCCACCCCCACCCCUGCCCAAAGCCCCCUAACCUGUGUGUGUCCCCUGCGCGGACUACUCUGAUGACAUCCUAUGGAUUCAUGGCAUGCUGACACUAUGGCUGAGAUGGCAUGAAUCCAGCCCCAGCAAUAUCUCUAUCUAUCUACCUAUCUAUCUACCUUCCUGCCCCCCACUCCUAGCACGCUGACUGGGACAGAGGGGAAUGGGCUACAGUCACAACGGACCCAGCCAGUGGGCAACAACGGCAGCCAUUUUGCUACACAUUAUCUGCACACCUCAGGAGAAAGAGAGAGAGAGUGAGAGAGUGAGUGAGAGUGUUUUUGAGGGAGAGAGAGAAAGAGAGAGUGGGAGAGCAAGAGAAAGAGAGUGUGAGCGAAGGAACGUGUGAGAAAGAUGGAGAGAAUUUGCGAGAGAGAUGGACAGAGUGAGACUGUGUGUCUUGAAAAUGAUGUCACUGUGAGAUAUUCUCUCCCCCCCCCCCUCGCCCCCAUGCUGAAACCAUGACAACAAGCUAAAGUCGUUGCAACGGGUCCAACCCCUCCUGACACGUAGCCCACCCAGAGUACAUGGGUCUCAAUCUCAUGAGAUUCUCUCAUGCCCCAAAGGAUCUCAGUAAACCAUCUCUGCAAUUGAACAAAUUCUGUGGGGCUGGAAAAUAUAAUACUAGAGACACUUAAGCUUCAAUGCAAAAAUGGCAGUUGCAGAGAGAACUAUGUGAGAAUAACCAGCAGGAAAGUCCUCCAUUACUCCAAGACUAUUUUAUAUUUUUGCAGCUGUAGACAUAAUUAAGUCGUGGGCUGCCAUUUUGAUCUUAUUCAUUUUGAAGACUUUGUUUUAUCCUCAAUGAUUUGGGUACGCAAAAUAUAAUAAUAUUACAAUUGACAGGCUGAUAAUAAGACGCUAAACACAACGGACAGGACGCAAAAUUUAUAUGUUGAUCAACUCAACAGGAUGGGAACAAUAGCUCUGUAAUGUCUAUAAAUAGUCUGCAGAAUGACUUCACCAAUAUCAACACUGUGCCGUGUGACAUCUGUGAUUUUAAGUAGGAUAAAAUGGUUCAGUAUUUUUUAGAAACCAAGUCAGCAGUUCUUUUGUUGGGAAAGAAACUGUUUGGCCUUUUUAGAGACAGUACAUCCCUCUGUAGCAGUGGAGGCUGAUGGGAGGAGCUAUAGGAGGAUGGGCUCAUUGUAAUGGCUGGAAUGGAAUUAAUGGAACAGAAUGGAAUUAAUGGAAUUUGAUACCGUUCCAUGUAUUCCAUUCCAGCCAUUACAAUGAGCCCGUCCUCCUAUAGCUCCUCCCACCAGCCUCUACUGCUCUGUAGAUGAUUGAUGGUCUGCAGGUGUGCAGUGGCUGCACCCGCUGCAUGGUUUCUUUAGUUUAGGAGCAUCACAUAGAAGAUCCAGAAGCCAAAAUCCAUGUCCUGUUUUAGUGUACUCCAACCUGACUGCAACAGCCAUGGGAGCAGUGUCAUUGAGGCUGUUAAUUGGCUCUCUGAGAAGCCAAAUGGGCCUGCAGUAUUGACAUUAGGCCCAAAGCAGUGUUCAUUUUAUCACAUAAUGUGCUUACAGAGAGGCUUUAUGUGUACGAUUAUUGCUACACUGUGCUGUCCACAAGGCCUUAAUGGACCAGAAACAGAGGAUUAUAUGCACAAUGGCAUGAAUGCUCAAAUGGAUUUAUUUAGAUUCAUAUGUCGUUUUUUUCUUAGUGAGUUGGGUCAUACCAUUACACUACACAUAUGAUGAAUUCAAUCAAACAUGUCCCUUUUACACAAAAUUAGUCUUUGAAUGAAAUCAUUUGUAUUUCUUACGGGUUGGGACAUUUGGGUGGGAUAUUUGGAUUUGCCUCAUGCAAUUUUGACAAAAUCUGUUCAAUCCACCAAUGUUACUCCGGGAGGAGAUGGAAUCUGCCCGGUCCAGUAGGGGUCAGCGUCGUGGCCUGGGAGGGUACAGGAGCUAUGCACCUUUCAACGGUGGCCUAUAUGCCGCUGUUGUCUGUAAACCGCUAAGUAUCCUCUCAGUUUGUCUGUUCACUAUGUAACCCCUUAACCAUAAUAAUUUGGUUCUGAUUUAUAGAAUGCGUUGUGGUUUUUCAGAUUGUGCAUGAGCAUAAUGUGCUAAAUUACCCUACAGGCUAACCUACAGAACUAAGAUAUGCUGGACACUAGUGCUGCAGAUUGGGCAAAACCCCCUGAAAUGGUGAAUGAUUAGGGGUUUUAGACCUGAAAUGGUGAAUGAUUAGGGGUUUUAGAUCUGAAAUGGUGAAUGAUUAGGGGUUUUAGACCUGAAAUGGUGAAUGAUUAGGGGUUUUAGACCUGAAAUGGUGAAUGAUUAGGGGUUUUAGACCUGAAAUGGUGAAUGAUUAGGGGUUUUAGACCUGAAAUGGUGAAUGAUUAGGGGUUUUAGACCUGAAAUGGUGAAUGAUUAGGGGUUUUAGACCUGAAAUGGUGAAUGAUUAGGGGUUUUGACCUGUGUGAGACAACAACUGAGUUUUGUCAACUAACCUAAGUUUGACCUGUUUGACCACAAUGAAUGGACCAAGUCAAGUAUUUUUAUUUAAUGUCAUAAAGAAACAUAACAAAUGAUACACACUGUUUUAAACCCAAGUGUGUUUUCUGUCCCCCUGCUCUGCAGCAGAGAUAGCUGAGACACUAGUGCGUCUGCAUUGCAUGCCAUUCUCAGAUGUGAGGAAUCGGCGCCAAGAACCACACCAGAUGGCCAGACCCAUAUGCACAUUGUUAUUCAGCUGAAUCUGAGUUUGGAUUUAUUUGUCCCUUUCAGAUUUUUUACUACUCUUUGGUUGUGUAACAAAAGAAAUCGCUAUGUAGCCUAUCAUUAAUCUUUGGUAAGAUUUGACAUACACUUAUAAGGCACAUUUGUACAUUUAUUUAUUUACCCCUCUUCUUUUUAUCCUUAACUCAUUUUUAUAUUGUGUAAUCAAUAUGUGGUGGGUGUUUUGUUCAUUUAUUACAAAUGUAUUACUGACUGCCACCGUCCCUUUUACACUUUAGAUUUGUCAUCACUUGGGAUACACUUCAACCAUGGUGCCAUUAUCUAGGUUCAUUCUAACCAUUCUAACCAUUCGAACCAUUUUUGGUUUGAUUUGGUAUACUAAAGCCAAAUGCUGAUCCCUCUGUAUGGUGUGGUGUGUCUCUCAGUGUGUGUGUGUGUGUGUGUGUAUGCGUGCUUGCACACAUGGGCAUUGUGUAUAGAAGUGUUUGUGUGUGUGUGUGUGUGUGUGUGUGUGUGUGUCUGUCUGUGUGUGUGUGUGUGUGUGUGUGUGUAUGUUUGGCUGACUGUUAGUUCUCAGGUACUUAACGCACAAUAAACCCCAAAUAAACUGACUAAUUUUCUUACUAGUGCGCAACAGUUUAGCCGACUCAAAGGAGACGAGACAGGAAAUUGGACCGGCCCUGUUAAUUUCUCGGAUGAUGGAUCUCUGAAGCCUGCCAGAAAUGGGAAGAAAAGGUACAUUUCCAACGUGAUUGACUGACUGUACAACACCCCUGUGAGAAAAAGAAAGAAAGAGAGAUAGAGAGAGAGAACAUAACAUUUCCUGCUGAUGUCCCAGCCCCCUGCAUGUGUGGCCAGGGCCUUAGAAGGGCCUUAGAAGCCUCCACUCGCAAUGCAUAACCAGUAUAACCAACCAAACUGCUGUACUAACUAACCAGUAGAGAGACGAAGUCAGCAACAAACACAUACUUAACUCUUUUGCUUCUGCUUGUUUUGCAUUUCUGAGGAAUCCUGGUUGAGAUGUUUGCAGGGGUGAUGAUGAAACAGGACCCAUUCACACUGACAUUUAACUCUAACUUACCUGUCUGCAUGUUGACAGAUGUUUCCGUCAGAAUUUUCAGCCCGAUUCACAGAGCUCCGUAAUAGUCACACCCUGCCUAGCCGAUAUUAAGAAGAAAAAAAAACGCUCGCAAAGGUAGGCCAGUCUGAAGGCAUUUUAAGUACUUUUACAAAAACCCAAGAAUGCCUCUUUCUUUUUCAUUGGUCUGAAAGGAUUAAACUCUCAUAUAUUUUCAGUGGUGGUUGCACUGCAGAUUUGCUCUUGCAUGUUGUCUGAUCCCUUCCACCCAAUCCCCCCCCCCCCCACCCCCACCCCCCCGUGACCCUUGAACCCUGACGCCCAUCCCCCUGAGAAGCUGGUUGGACCACAGCUCCUCCUUGUACCUCUGUGUCCCAUUCAGCACCCAUCUCUCAAAUGCCUUUCCUCCUCAACCUGUGUGUUCAUGCGUUCUGCACAGCUCUGUGUGUAUGUCAUAUACAUAGUGGACACGUCUCUCUGUUCCCCUAUCUCCUCUUCUCACAUCUGCAUCGUCUCUCUCUGCUACCUACCUGGAUUACCUUUCCUUUUGUUUUCCUCUUAAGAGAAGACAAAAAUAUGACACUUUUCCCAGCAGGUGUCUGGCUUCAUUGCUUUGAGGACCUAACGUCACUAGGCAUGAUAACACGCUGGUUAUUAAUAGGGCACUUUUCCAUCUGGCCUUCCCUCAUGGAUGGCAGAAAGCCAGUGUGGCAUGGAAUGAUCUAAAAUGACAAUCAGAGUCUUCUCUUCAAGGCUACAAUACUUAUUAGGGUUUCAUCAUUAGAGCUAAACCAAAUGAAGCUAAGAUGCUACCGAUCUCAGUCUAAAUAGGAAAUAUGAUUAGGAUGUUUUACAUAAGUGUUAUUUUCAAUGGAGACAUGCUGCUCUAGGUAAUGUCAGUAUCUACUCGAUAACAAGCCAAUCCAAAAUACACUGCAUCAUCGGCUGGAUGCAGACAACCAGCUUCAUUGUUCCUUCCUCAUUUUGAUUUUGUCCCAGCAACUUGUUCAAAUGCAUUUUUCUGUCAUGUCACCCAUGUUGUCCUUUUGUGUUUUACCUCACUUCAUUUUAUUUCAACAGCCACAUCAAUCAUGCUUACCAUGUCAGUCAUAUUUUUAACAAACAUUCUCCACCUCAUUCUAUCUCACUGAGAUAGCAUUUGCUCUACAAAUUCAUCCACUGGUGUUGCACAUUGUGAUGGCUGCCAUCUUGGAUUCAACUGAGCUACCCCUCACCUAGCGGACAAAGUUUGAUACGUGACGUCAUAAUUGUGUUUUUUGGUUGUAAACUGUUUUCUGGUAUAGUAGAGAGGACUUCAUAUAACCAGAUUACAACCAGGUAAAGACUGAUUGGUGAUUGGAAAUGCAUUUUUUGUUUGUUAUCUGGUCGUAUAGCCAAAUUACAACCAGAUAAAGACAUAUUUUGCUGGUUGCUAAAAAAUACGAUUACAAAACGUCAUUGCAACCAGUUUUGCCCGCUGGGCAGCCACUCUCUCUGUCCCUCCAGUAGACAGAAUCCCAUUGGUCGGGAGUGACCGUAGUGGGAUACUCAACAUCACCUAUUUGGUAUCUACUUUUAAAGAUGCUCCGAAUAGAAAGCAGCUUCUCAAUAAGUAUCAGGUAUUGGGAGCCCUAAGCGUUCCUCCUUUCCUGGUGCCCCUGAGGUUGAGCAGUCGGCAGGCAAGACUCCACCAGCUCAGGCGCCAGAGAGGGCAGCCCUUUCCAAAGCUGAUACAUGGAUCAAUAGCAUUUUCCAUUACAAGCCUAUUUAAAUACACCCAGAGGGAGAUUUGACUCCCCCGUGUGGCUCUCCACCUGGCCUGAGAGGGAUGCACAGAUUUGGGUUUGAUUCUGUGGCUGAUGAUGCUCUCAAAAGGGAGGAGAAGGUGCAAAAUGUUAGUCAGAAAUCCUUUCUGUCAUGCUAAAAUGUCGACCAUGUUUUCACUUUCCUUUAGUUUCCUUCUCUUCAGAUGUCAUUGUGUUUGUCUCAAAUGUCACACAAUCACUACCACCAUAUUAAACAUGUUUUUAUUUUUUUGUUUUGUUUAUACCAUUUUUCUGUAUAAUGUUUCUUUCUUUCUUUCUUUGUUUAUUUAUUUCCUUGUAUGAAACCUCUUGUUAAGAGGUUUUCAAGCCUCUCGAGCAUGUAAAACGUUGUAUCUGUCCAAUAAGGUUUUCAUAAUAUGAUAUCUAUGAUAAAUAUUUGAAUAGUUCAAUGAGGUGUAAAAUCUUAUCAAAUGGUUUGAAUCUGAGUGAGAAUGAUGACUGUGUACAGUAUGUACAUGAUAAUUAUGUUUAUGCAUGUGCAUGUAUGUGUGUAUGAAUGUGGGUGUGCAUUUCAUACCAGCUAGGUAAUAAGUAUAAAUGUAGGACCAGCAGAUUUUCAUGUGAUCUUCCUCAGUUUUAUUUCUACAUGCAAAGAGAUCUGUAGAAAAAGGAGGCUAUGUUAUGGUUAGUCCACACAGGGACUGAUGAACUGAUGAACUCAGGCUACCCAGCGAGCAAAAUUUGGCACAUGAAGUCUUAAAGAUGUAAUUUUCUGGUUGUAAACUGGUGGAGGAGACGUCAUAUUCAACAAAUUGGUUUUUGUCACAACCGGGUAAACACGUCCUUUUCGUGACAAGACCAAGCCAUCAUGGGAAAGAUGUCAUAUUUUGGUUGUUAUCUGGUCAGAUAAUCAGAUUUAAUACAACCAGAUAAAGAGGCCUUCUUGGUUGUUCAAAAGACAUGGAAAAAAACGGUGAACAACUUGACUAUAACGGCAUAAGAGACGUCAUAAUGACGUCAUUGCAACCAGUUUUGCCAUCUGGGUAAGUUUUCUGUGUCUGCCCUAUACAGUGAGACAGCCUCCCCAUAUUCUCCAUUGGCAUCAUACAAUAGUCAUUUAUCAUACUGUACAGUUGUGCAGUUCACUCUAACCAACAUACUGUACAUGCCAUACGACACAGACACACCUUAUCCAUGAUAAAGGUUGUGCAUUCUAGGUGCUCCUGCCAUCAGGAUUUGGUCAUAUUUUCUCACAAUUUACUAGGAUUUUCUACCUCCCCCCUUCCCCUUUCUCACUAUGUAUUUCACACUCCUUUUGUUGUUUACAAUGACUCUUUUUUUCUUAAGAGAAUGUCAGUGUUAAUUGUUGUUCCCCAUGUCAAGUCAAAGUUCCCAUGUCAAGUCAAAAUACAAUAAUGAAUGUUUAAAAUCUGAAAAAAAAACAGAGAAAUUGUAUCACUUUAUGUUAAACUUUGGUAGUUGGUGACAAAAAAGUGUCCUGGAUACAUAUUGUGGGUCCCCUACCCAUAGGAAUGAUAUCACACCUGCCACUCAUCUCACAACAAUGUCUUUACAUUAAAGAUGAAUAUUAAUCAUGUAUUUUAAAGUAUAGCCAAUUGUAAUGGAAUAAAGUUAAAAGUGUCUCACCCCACUGUGCUAUGUGUUUUGUGUCCCAGCCUGUUCCUUAUUAUUGUUGAUUAUUGUGUAAUCGUUAUGUUGACUGUGACUGUCCCUCCAGGUAUCUGGAUUCAUACGAUGGAUCCUAUGACUACAACUCCACUGCAUGCAAAGAGCUCAGACAGGAGAUUAUGGAUGUCAAAGUCCUGACCAUGUGAGUGUAUCGCCUGUGUUACGAAUGCAGUGAUGCGCAGCUAUGGUCCUUGAGGGCCUGUGUGUCUUGCUGGUUUGUGUCCUCUCUUUGAAAUUAGUUUCUAAUCUAGAUCUUGGAUAAAACAAAGCCUGUGCACUCAGUUCCAACAUUCAGGACCAUCCCUUGUCCUUUGAUUUUUUUGUGUAAAUAAUGAUUUAUUGAUUCAGCAGUGGUGAGAUAGAGUGGUAGAUACAGACAAGUAAGAUAGAUGGGAAAGUGGUCCAGACUGGCCUUGAAUCCCUGUCGCCAAGGAGAUGUACAACCAGCAGCAGCACUACCACUAGAACAGACUCUGGCACAGGCCUACAUGUUCUUAAGGCUGUUCAACACAUGUCUACAUGUUCUUAAGGCUGUUCCACACAGGCCUACAUGUUCUUAAGGCUGUUCCACACAGGCCUACAUGUUCUUGAGGCUGUUCCACACAGGCCUACAUGUUCUUGAGGCUGUUCCACACAGGCCUACAUGUUCUUGAGGCUGUACCACACAGGCCUACAUGUUCUUAAGGCUGUUCCACACAGGCCUACAUGUUCUUGAGGCUGUUCCACACAGGCCUACAUGUUCUUGAGGCUGUUCCACACAGGCCUACAUGUUCUUGAGGCUGUUCCACACAUGUCUACAUGUUCUUGAGGCUGUUCCACACAGGCCUACAUGUUCUUGAGGCUGUUCCACACAGGCCUACAUGUUCUUGAGGCUGUUCCACACAGGCCUACAUGCUCUUAAGGCUGUUCCACACAGGCCUACAUGUUCUUAAGGCUGUUCCACACAGGUCUACAUGUUCUUAAGGCUGUUCCACACAGGCCUACAUGUUCCUGAGGCUGUACCACACAGGCCUACAUGUUCUUGAGGCUGUUCCACACAGGCCUACAUGUUCUUGAGGCUGUUCCACACAGGCCUACAUGUUCUUGAGGCUGUUCCACACAGGCCUACAUGCUCUUAAGGCUGUUCCACACAGGCCUACAUGUUCUUAAGGCUGUUCCACACAGGUCUACAUGUUCUUAAGGCUGUUCCACACAGGCCUACAUGUUCCUGAGGCUGUACCACACAGGCCUACAUGUUCUUGAGGCUGUUCCACACAGGCCUACAUGUUCUUGAGGCUGUUCCACACAGGCCUACAUGUUCUUGAGGCUGUUCCACACAGGCCUACAUGUUCUUAAGGCUGUUCCACACAGGCCUACAUGUUCUUAAGGCUGUUCCACACAGGUCUACAUGUUCUUAAGGCUGUUCCACACAGGCCUACAUGUUCUUAAGGCUGUUCUACACAGGCCUACAUGUUCUUAAGGCUGUUCCACACAGGUCUACAUGUUCUGAAGGCUGUUCCACACAGGCCUACAUGUUCCUGAGGCUGUACCACACAGGCCUACAUGUUCUUGAGGCUGUUCCACACAGGCCUACAUGUUCUUGAGGCUGUUCCACACAGGCCUACAUGUUCUUGAGGCUGUUCCACACAGGUCUACGUGUUCUUAAGGCUGUUCCACACAGGCCUACAUGUUCUUAAGGCUGUUCCACACAGGUCUACAUGUUCUUAAGGCUGUUCCACACAGGCCUACAUGUUCUUAAGGCUGUUCUACACAGGUCUACAUGUUCUUAAGGCUGUUCCAGCUAGUUAUCACACCUGUAAGAGGAGCUUGCUGAGGGGCAGUGUGCCAGGCCAUGAAGUAGACAGUGAGACAGACAGACAGACAGACAGACAGACAGACAGACAGACAGACAGACAGACAACAGCCCAUGGCUCUGCUAGCAGUCACAGUGCAGUGACUGGCUUUCAUUACACUACAUCAAGCCCUGCUGGUGCUUUACCUCCCUGAGCAAAUCAAAUGCCACAAUCAUCGAGGGGGAAUGUCAGUUCAAGGGGAGCUAUUCAGAAACCUAUCUCUGGCCAUCACCAUCUUCUCCUCAAGACGGCGGACGCAAGGCGUCAGUCAGAGGGAGUGCCUGGGCGCAAUGCUAAACCCAGAGCCACAGACUCCAGUGUCAUUCUCAUGUUACACCUCAGUGCGUGUUUAAUAUUCAUAUUACAGAGCAGAGCCACGUAGCAUGCUGCAGUGUCAUCUCUGUGGUUUCUGUAGCUCCAUGUAGCCACAUCCCCCUCUUUUAUCUACCUGUGCAGUUUCCACCCCCUCAUUGUGACCAUAUACUGAACAUACACUGAGUGCACAAAACAUUAAGAACACCUGCUCUUUCCAUGACAUAGACUGACUAGGUGAUUCCAGGUGAAAGCUAUGAUCCCUUAUUGAUGUCACUUGUUAAAUCCACUUCAAUCAGUGUAGAUGAAGGGGAGGAGACAGGUUAAAGAUGGAUGUUUAAGCCUUGAGACAAUUGAGACAUGGAUUGUGUAUGUGUGCCAUUCAGAGGGUGAAUGGGCAUGGUAGUAGUAGGUUCCAGUUGCACCGGUUUGUGUCAAGAACUGCCAUGCUGCUGGGUUUUUCACGCUCAACAGUUUCCUGUGUGUAUCAAGAAUGGUCCACCACCGAAAAGACAUCCAGCCAACUUGACAGAACUGUGGGAAGCAUUGGAGUCUACAUGGGCCAGUAUCCCUGUGGAAUGCUAUCGACACCUUGUAGAGUCCAUUCCCCAAUGAAUUGAGGCUGUUCUGAGAGCAAAAGGGGGUGCAACUCAAUAUUAGGAAGGUGUUCUUAAUGUUUUGUACAGUCAGUGUCUGGUAUAGGACCAUUUCCUAUAGGGCUUAUUCUUAGCUUAUUCUUAAACAUACAUGGAUCACUUGACUCUUCUCUUGUUUGUCUCGUUUUUAUGUGGGGUUUCCCUGGCCGUCUGACAGGGUGAAGACGUCGGAGCUGUUUGAGAGAUGGAGGAACCUGCAGGUGUGCAAGUGGCAGCAGAACAUGGUGGAGACCAACAACUUCAAGUAAGCACAAUUGACCCUCAUGGCAUCACAGAGAUGGUUUUUCAUGUCGUCUUUCUUGCAGUCACGCUACGCAUCUCAGAAGAUUGCUAUAUCAUAUUAUUGGGGUUCACAAAACACUUAUUUAGGCAUUGUGAUAUCUGAUCAUCUGCAUUACGUGACUGCAAAACAGAAGACUUGGAACGCCACCAGAAUCUAUUACUCCUACUCAGUAUCAACCCCAUCCAUUUCUAUCUAGUGUGACUAGGGUUGCAAAAUUCUAGGAACUAGCUUUCAAUAAAAAGGUUGGAGUCUCCCGGAAUCAGGAGGUAAUAUACAGGAAAUCCGGAAUCCUCCAAUCAGGAUUUCUGAAAAACCAGGGAAUUUAUUUAAAGUUCCUGGGGCAGGGAGACCCCCAGCGCCGCUAAAACCAUUGACAACUACGUGCCGUUUUCAAGGGAUUGUUAAAAAAAGUGUAUUAUUUGUUUUUUUAUAUCAUCACCUCUAGAAGAGCAUAGUCAGAACUACACAGUUCCCAUUAUUCCACGUUUAGCUCUAUCAUCAGAGUUACACAGCAAGUAACUGCAUGCUUUUCAUGAUCAGUAAACCUACGUUGGUUGGAGAAAAAAAUACAUUAGGUCCAAUGUUCCCUCUCAUUUUUAUCGGCACUGAGCAAAUUUUAGGUCUGCUGAGCGCAAACCUGAACGCUGUGAAAAUUCUGUGCAACUUCCAGCGCGUAUUUACUGUGAACACUUAGCGCUUUAAGUUACAGUUUCAGACUGUGAUCAAGUAGGCUACUGUGGCUAUUUGAUCAUAAUGUAUGCCUACCAGAGUGGCCUACCAUCAAAAACAAUGGAGAAAAUGCAUCCCAUAACAGUUUAACAUGUAAAUAGCUGUUCUAUCAUUCAGCCUACAGUAGAAGCCAAUGUAUGGUGUUCAAUGUAGGCCUACAUUCCAUGAGACUUUUGAAUAAAACUUGCAGGGCUUGACAUUAACCUGUUUAUCCACUUGUCCUUCAGACAAGGAGGUGAUUGAAAAUGUUGUUGUGUUGUUUGAUGCAAGAAACCACUUAACAAAAUAGAAUGCAUUAUUAUUCCCAUACCAUUAUUACAGAAAAUCAGACAAAUUAUGCUACCCUCUGACUAUUGGCUACUUAGCUUAUUCAACAUUGCCCCUUUAAGAAGAAAAAAAAGGCCUUUACCUGACUUGCUUUUCAAAGAUGUCUAGAAAUGUAAUGUUUUGUGCUCUUGUAGGAAGCAAUCACUCCCCCAUUGCUGACUACAAAUUAACUAUAACUGGGCUAAUAACUCACUAACUAGCAAAGGAUAUGAACAAAUGUGCACACAUGGCUACAUGCAGCUCUCGCUCUGAUCUCAAAACAAGCGCAUCUACUCAAGACAGCUCAUGCUGUAAACACAGUCCAGUUCAAAGUGAAUGGCACAGAUCCAUAUAUGGCAAUGGUCUAUUUGCAUAUAGGGAUACUGCAGCUCUGAUUGGUUAUGCUACGCCGGUCUGUGUAGAGUACGGGCUGAGUCAUGCGUGUCAAUGCAAUAGAAUCCUACUCGUUCUGCCUACAACAAAAUAUUUUGCAUAGUUAGUUUUGCAUCCUAAGUCUUGUAUAGUUCAUUUUGUUUCAGUAUGUUGCAUUGAAAGUGGCUAAUAUUACGUUGAUUUGAUCACAAUUCCCACAGUAAAGUGAAACGUUGAUAGUGUUAAUUAAAGGGGAAAACUCUAGAAAGAUUAGUAAAGUUGAAUCUCGUGCUUCUCUGCACAGGCAUAAUUUUUUAGGGGGGGAACAUUGAUUAGGUCUAAUUACCACUAUGUUUAGCCAACUGUACAAAGUUUCAGAGCCCACAAAGGAUGGGAAAAACCUAAACCACUCAUAUUUGUCAGGUAUAUAGUUGGAGUCGGAAUUUUACAAACACUUAGGUUGGAGUCAUUAAAACUAGUUUUUCAACCACUCCGCAAAUUUCUUGUUAACAAACUAUAGUCUUGGCAAGUCGGUUAGGACAUCUACUUUGUGCAUGACACAAGUAAUUUUUCCAACAAUUGAUUACAGACAGAUUAUUUCACUUAUAAUUCACUGUAUCACAAUUCCAGUGGGUCAGAAGUUUACAUACACUAAGUUGACUGUGCCUUUAAACAGCUUGGAAAAUUCCAGAAAAUUAUGUCAUGGCUUUAGAAGCUUCUGAUAGGCUAAUUGACAUCAUUUGAGUCAAUUGGAGGUGUACCUAGGGAUAGAACAGCGCCGGAAGAAGAUGGCUGCCGUUUUACAGCCCUCUAACCAAUUGUACUACUAUGUGUGUUUUUCCGCGUUAUUUGUAAUUUAUUUUGUACAUAAUGUUUCUGCCAUCGUCUCUUAUAACCAAAGAGAGCUUCUGGAUAUCAGGACAGCGAUUACUCACCUCGCGUUGGACGAAGACUUUUUCUUCAACGAGGCGUUCGCGAAGGAUAUUCUACAGACUCCCGACAAGGCCCAGAUCCCCGUCAUUCGCGUGAGGAAGAGACGGAGAUAUCGUGGGCGCAGAUCCGGGUGCCUUGUAAGGAUCCGACGGCGAACGAGUAAACUGCCUCUCCCAUCAAUCCUAUUAGCCAAUGUUCAAUCUUUUGAGAAUAAAAUGGACGAUUUAAGAUUACGGUUAUCCUACCAACGGGACAUUAAAAACUGUAAUAUCUUAUGUUUCACGGAGUCGUGGCUGAACGACAACAAUGACAACAUUCAGCUAGCGGGCUAUACGCUACAUCGGCAGGACAGAACUGCAGACUCUGGUAAGGCAAAGGGUGGCGGUCUGUGUAUAUUUGUAAACAACAGCUGGUGCACAAAAUCAAAUACUAAGGAAGUCUCUAGGUUUUGCUCGCCUGAGGUAGAGUAUCUUAUGAUAAGCUGUAGACCACACUAUUUACCAAGAGAGUUUUCAUCUAUAUUUUUCAUAGCUGUCUAUUUACCACCACAAACCAAUGCUGGCAUUAAGAUUGCACUGAAUGAGUUGUACAAGGCCAUUAAUCAACAGGAGAACGCUCAUCCAGAUGCAGCGCUCCUAGUGGCCGGGGACUUUAAUGCAGGGAAACUUAAAUCCGUUCUACCUCAUUUCUACCAGCAUGUUAAAUGUGCAACCAGAGGGGAAAAAACUCUAGACCACCUUUACUCCACACACAAAGACGCAUACAAAGCUCUCCCUCGCCCUCCAUUUGGCAAAUCUGACCAUAACUCUAUCCUCCUGAUUCCUGCUUAUAAGCAAAAACUGAAGCAGGAAGCACCAGUGAUUCGGCUGAUAAAAAAGUGGUCAGAUGACGCAGAUGCUAAGCUACAGGACUGUUUUGCUAGCACAGACUGGAACAUGUUCCGGGAUUCUUCAGACAGCAUUGAGGAGUACACCACAUCAGUCACUGGCUUCAUCAAUAAGUGCAUCGAUGAUGUCGUCCCCACAGUGACCGUACGUACAUACCCCAACCAGAAGCCAUGGAUUACAGGAAACAUCCGCACUGAGCUAAAGGGUAGAGCUGCCGCUUUCAAGGAACGGGACUCUAACCCGGACGCUUAUAAGAAAUCCCGCUAUGACCUCCGACGAACCAUCAAACAGGCAAAGAGUCAAUACAGGUCUAAGAUUGAAUCAUACUACACUGGCUCUGACGCUCGUCGGAUGUGGCAGGGCUUGAAAACUAUUACAGACUACAAAGGGAAGCACAGCCGCGAGCUGCCCAGUGACACAAGCCUACCAGACGAGCUAAACCACUUCUAUGCUCGCUUCGAGGCAAGCAACACUGAAGCAUGCACGAGAGCACCAGCUGUUCCGGACGACUAUGUGAUCACGCUCUCCGUAGCCGAUGUGAGUAAGACUUUUAAGCAGGUCAACAUUCACAAGGCCGCAGGGCCAGACGGAUUACCAGGACGUGUACUCCGAGCAUGUGCUGACCAACUGGCAAGUGUCUUCACUGACAUUUUCAACAUGUCCCUGACUGAGUCUGUAAUACCAACAUGUUUCAAGCAGACCACCAUAGUCCCCGUGCCCAAGAACUCUAAGACAACCUGCCUAAAUGACUACCGACCCGUAGCACUGACGUCUGUAGCCAUGAAGUGCUUUGAAAGACUGGUCAUGGCUCACAUCAACAGCAUAAUCCCAGAAACCCUAGACCCACUCCAAUUUGCAUACCGCCCCAACAGAUCCACAGAUGAUGCAAUCUCUAUCGCACUCCACACUGCCCUUUCCCACCUGGACAAGAGGAACACCUACGUGAGAAUGCUAUUCAUUGACUACAGCUCAGCAUUCAACACCAUAGUGCCCUCUAAGCUCAUCACUAAGCUAAGGAUCCUGGGACUAAACACCUCCCUCUGCAACUGGAUCCUGGACUUCCUGACGGGCCGCCCCCAGGUGGUAAGGGUAGGUAACAACACAUCUGCCACACUGAUCCUCAACACGGGGGCCCCUCAGGGGUGCGUGCUCAGUCCCCUCCUGUACUCUCUGUUCACCCAUGACUGCAUGGCCAGGCACGACUCCAACAUCAUCAUUAAGUUUGCCGACGACACAACAGUGGUAGGCCUGAUCACCGACAACGAUGAGACAGCCUAUAGGGAGGAGGUCAGAGAUCUGGCCGUGUGGUGCCAGGACAACAACCUCUCCCUCAACGUGACCAAGACAAAGGAGAUGAUUGUGGACUACAGGAAAAAAAAGAGGACUGAGCACGCCCCCAUUCUCAUCGACGGGGCUGAAGUGGAACAGGUUGAGAGCUUCAAGUUCCUUGGUGUCCACAUCACCAACGAACUAUCAUGGUCCAAACACACCAAGACAGUCGUGAAGAGGGCACGACAAAGCCUAUUCCCCCUCAGGAGACUAAAAAGAUUUGGCAUGGGUCCUCAGAUCCUCAAAAAAUUCUACAGCUGCACCAUCGAGAGCAUCCUGACUGGUUGCAUCACCGCCUGGUAUGGCAACUGCUUGGCCUCUGACCGCAAGGCACUACAGAGGGUAGUGCGUACGGCCCAGUACAUCACUGGGGCAAAGCUCCCUGCCAUCCAGGACCUCUAUACCAGGCGGUGUCAGAGGAAGGCCCUCAAAAUUGUCAAAGACUCCAGCCACCCUAGUCAUAGACUGUUCUCUCUGCUACCGCACGGCAAGCGGUACCGGAGUGCCAAGUCUAGGUCCAAAAGACUUCUCAACAGCUUCUACCCCCCAAGCCAUAAGACUCCUGAACAGCUAAUCAUGGCUACCCGGACUAUUUGCACUGCCCCCCCACCCCAUCCUUUUUACGCUGCUGCUACUCUGUUAAGUAUUUAUGCAUAGUCACUUUAACUCUACCCACAUGUACAUAUUACCUCAACUACCUCAACUAGCCGGUGCCCCCGCACAUUGACCAUGCAACGGUACCCCCCUGUAUAUAUAGCCUCCCUACUGUCACUUUAUUUUACUGUAUAUAUAGCCUCCCUACUGUCACUUUAUUUUACUUCUGCUCUUUUUUUCUCAACACUUUUUUGUUGUUGUUUUAUUCUUACUUGUUUGUUUUAAAAUAAAUGCACUGUUGGUUAAGGGCUGUAAGUAAGCAUUUCACUGUAAUGUCUGCACCUGUUGUAUUCGGCGCAUGUGACCAAUAAAAUUUGAUUUGAUUUGAUUUGAUUUGACCUGUGGCUGUAUUUCAAGGCCUACCUUCAAACUCAGUGCCUCUUUGCUUGACAUCAUGGGAAAAUCAAAAGAAAUCAGCCAAGACCUCAGAAAUAAAAUUGUAGACCUCCACAAGUCUGGUUCAUCCUUGGGAGCAAUUUCCAAACGCCUGAAGGUACCACGUUCAUCUGUACAAACAAUAGUACGCAAGUAUAAACACCAUGGGACCACGCAGCCGUCAUACCGCUCAGGAAAGAGACGCGUUCUGUCUACUAGAGAUGAACGUACUUUGGUGUGAAAAGUGCAAAUCAAUUCCAGAACAACAGCAAAGGACCUUGUGAAGAUGCUGGAAGAAACAGGUAAAAAAGUAUCUAUAUCCACAGUAAAACGAGUCCUAUAUCGACAUAACCUGGAAGGCCGCUCAGCAAGGAUGAAACCACUGCUCCAAAACCGCCAUAAAAAAGCCAGAAUACGGUUUGCAACUGCACAUGGGGACCAAUAUCAUACUUUUUGGAGAAAUGUCCUCUGGUCUGAUGAAACAUAAAUAGAACUGUUUGGCCAUAAUGACCAUCAUUAUGUUUGGAGGAAAAAGGGGGGACUUGCAAGCCGAAGAACACCAUCCCAACCGUGAAGCACGGGGGUGGCAGCAUCAUGCUGUGGGGGUGCUUUGCUGCAGGAGGGACUGGUGCACUUCACAAAAUAGAUGGCAUCAUGAGGAAGGAAAAUUAUGUGGAUAUAUUGAAGCAACAUCUCAAGACAUCAGUCAGGAAGUUAAAGCUUGGUCGCAAAUGGGUCUUCCAAAUAGACAACAACCCCAAGCAUACUUCCAAAGUUGUGGCAAAAUGGCUUAAGGACAACAAAGUCAAGGUAAUGGAGUGGCCAUCACAAAGCCCUGACCUCAAUCCUAUAGAAAAGUUGUGGGCAGAACUGAAAAAACGUGUGCGAGCAAGGAGGCCUACAAACCUGACUCAGUUACACCAGCUGUCAGGAGGAAUGGGCCAAAAUUCACCCAAUUUAUUGUGGGAAGCUUGUGGAAGGCUACCCGAAACGUUAGACCCAUGUUAAACAAUUUAAAGGCAAUGCUACCAAAUACGAAUUGAGUGUAUGUAAACUUCUGACCCACUGGGAAUGUGAUGAAAGAAAUAAAAGCUGAAAUGAAUAAUUCUCUCUACUAUUAUUCUGACAUUUCACAUUCUUAAAAUAAAGUGGUGAUUCUAACUGAUUUAAGACAGGGAAUAUUUACUAGGAUUAAAUGUCAAGAAUUGUGAAAAACUGAGUUUAAAUGUAUUUGGCUAAGGUGUAUGUAAACUUCCGACUUCAACUGUAGUUUACUUUUAUUUUAUAUCACUCAAAUAUCCAAUUAAUGGUAGCCAAUAUUGAGAGAUAUCGUGAGGCUACCGUCCCUCACAUAUCUGAAAUUACAUGAUCAAUUCAUGUUCACUGAAAAGCAUGCAGUUACUUGCUGUAUAACUCUGAUGAUAGAGCUAAAUGUGCGCAAUUGUUUUGCAUGGUAAUUCAAGUAUAUUAAAAUAUAAAUAUUACAACCAAAUAAUUAACAUUUAUUUAAUUUGAAAACGGCACACACAUUUGUCAAUGAUUUUAGUGGAGCUGGGGGUCAGCUUGCCCUCUAGCAGGCAAAUCGAACGCUCUGCACCUUAUUGUGAAGUUUUAUUGAUAACGACCUAUAGUACCAAUCACAUUGCUUAGAUGUCUCUCUAUAUAUCAGGUUAUCUUUAUUGUGUGACUGUAACCCAACUUAUAGAGAGACUUUCUAUUGCAGGGGUGCACAGUUCUGUUCCUCAAGGACCAGGACUGCAGUGUUGCUAGUUUUUCCAGCACCCUUGUUAUACUACAGUUUGUUUGGAUCUGACAGUAACUCCUGCCUUCUUUUGUCCUCUCCAAUAGGAUGUCUCUGUCGCGGUGCUGUAAUGCACCCUCCUUCCUGUUCACCACCAAGAGGAACACCCCAGCAGGCACCAAGCUGAGGUAUGAGGUGGACACCAGUGGCAUCCUGCCCAUCAGUACUGAGGUCUUCAAGAUGUUCCCCGACGUGAGUGUUCCAACUAUAACAAUAUACAGUAUAGCAUCCUGUAAGACUACCUGUCAUCCAUGCAUCCUGUAAGACUACCUGUCAUCCAUGCAUCCUAUAAGACUACCUGUCAUCCAUGCAUCCUAUAAGACUACAUGUCAUCCAUGCAUCCUAUAAGACUACCUGUCAUCCAUGCAUCCUAUAAGACUACCUGUCAUCCAUGCAUCCUAUAAGACUACAUGUCAUCCAUGCAUCCUAUAAGACUACAUGUCAUCCAUGCAUCCUAUAAGACUACCUGUCAUCCAUGCAUCCUAUAAGACUACCUGUCAUCCAUGCAUCCUAUAAGACUACCUGUCAUCCAUGCAUCCUAUAAGACUACCUGUCAUCCAUGCAUCCUGUAAGACUACCUGUCAUCCAUGCAUCCUGUAAGACUACCUGUCAUCCAUGCAUCCUAUAAGACUACAUGUCAUCCAUGCAUCCUAUAAAACUACCUGUCAUCCAUGCAUCCUAUAAGACUACCUGUCAUCCAUGCAUCCUGUAAGACUACCUGUCAUCCAUGCAUCCUGUAAGACUACCUGUCAUCCAUGCAUCCUAUAAGACUACCUGUCAUCCAUGCAUCCUGUAAGACUACCUGUCAUCCAUGCAUCCUAUAAGACUACCUGUCAUCCAUGCAUCCUAUAAGACUACAUGUCAUCCAUGCAUCCUAUAAGACUACCUGUCAUCCAUGCAUCCUAUAAGACUACCUGUCAUCCAUGCAUCCUAUAAGACUACAUGUCAUCCAUGCAUCCUAUAAGACUACAUGUCAUCCAUGCAUCCUAUAAGACUACCUGUCAUCCAUGCAUCCUAUAAGACUACCUGUCAUCCAUGCAUCCUGUAAGACUACAUGUCAUCCAUGCAUCCUAUAAGACUACCUGUCAUCCAUGCAUCCUAUAAGACUACCUGUCAUCCAUGCAUCCUAUAAGACUACCUGUCAUCCAUGCAUCCUAUAAGACUACCUGUCAUCCAUGCAUCCUAUAAGACUACCUGUCAUCCAUGCAUCCUACGCAAUACCUCCCACCCUAAAGUGACGGAACUCAACCCCCCCCCCCCCCCCCCCCCCCCCCCCCCCCCGGGUUAUAAACUACCCUAUAUUUCUGUCUGACACUGGUUCCAUUUCAUUCAAAGGACAUGCCGUACUCCAAGUCCCAGUUCAAGAAAUGUGCUGUUGUUGGAAACGGAGGAAUCAUCAAGAACAGCAAAUGUGGGAAGGAAAUUGACUCAGCAGAUUUCGUGUUUAGGUACACAGCAUCUUCAUCCCGUAGUGCUAAAAUUAUUUCCCAGCAUCACUUGGGCUGAUUUAUUUUUGUCUGCAGAUAUCACAUGGCAAGAUAUAGGAUUGAACUACUUUCAGUCUGCUCAGGUCUUCUCAGAAUCUGCAUUGAAUAAUGUGAAUAAUUAUCCUUCCUUCAAAGAUGCAACAUACCACCCAUCAACGAGAAGUAUUCAGCUGAUGUAGGCUCCAAAACGGAUCUGGUGACGAUUAAUCCAAGUAUUAUAACAGAGAGGUACUGUAGGCUAUGUCAACAAAAAAGUGUAUUGCCAUUAACAUUGCAUUGUCAUUGUGCCACACACACACACACACACACACACAGACACACAGACACACACACACACACACAGACAGAACAUCUAGACUUGAAAUGUAUUAGCGGCGGCAGUUACAAUGGGUGUGCACUUAGUAAAAUAUAAUGUUCGGGCACAGAGCCGCAGCACUCACAUCUGCUCCUCUCAAACACACACACCCCUUCCGUCCCUCCUUUUAAACACUCUAAUCCCUUACCUCUCUUCUCCUCCUCCACCAGGUUCCAGAAGCUAGAGAAGUGGCGGCGGCCAUUUUACGAGGUUCUUCAGAACUAUGAGAACUCGUCGGUGGUCCUACCCGCCUUCUACAACACGCGUAACACUGAUGUCUCCUUCCGGGUCAAGUAUAUGCUAGACGACUUUGACUCCCAGAGGGGCGUGUUCUUCUUCCAUCCCCAGUACCUGCUCAACGUCCAGCGCUUCUGGGGUGUCCAGGGUGUCCGCGCCAAACGCCUCAGCAGCGGCCUGAUGCUGGUCACCGCCGCCAUGGAACUCUGCGAGGAGGUCCACCUCUACGGCUUCUGGGCGUUUCCCAUGAACCCCUCAGGCAUCUUCAUCACUCACCAUUACUACGACAACGUCAAGCCCCGCCCCGGGUUCCACGCCAUGCCCCACGAGAUCUUUAACUUCCUGCACAUGCACACGCGAGGCAUCCUCCAUGUACACUCGGGAGGUUGC